Dendronephthya gigantea is the source of this 1080-nucleotide messenger RNA. RefSeq lists its product as uncharacterized. The record is from RefSeq and is a predicted model, not a curated record. Bases 419 to 949 code for a protein of 176 amino acids. The transcript is spliced from 5 exons. Lineage: Eukaryota; Metazoa; Cnidaria; Anthozoa; Malacalcyonacea; Nephtheidae.
AAUGGUGAUGUUAUAUUGUGUUCAUCUGAAGUGGUGAUGCAAUAUAAUCCAGCCAUGUAGACGAUACUUUCUAGCCUCUUCACCAGAACUGUUAUUUUUCAAUCUAAGAUGAGUCUGGUUUAGUUGUUUGCACUAGGCCUAGCUAAGAAUAAUUGUCUUCAGGGCAUGUGUGGUCAUCAAGGUCAUGAUAAAUUUCAUCAUUGGAAGCCUGCUCGGCGGGGCUUUCGCGCGUGCGCCAAAAUUUCGCGGAAAACGCGCGACCAUUUGAAUUUUUUUCGUUUGUUGACAUGGAUGACCGUUUAAAGUUGCAAAAGCUAAUAUUUAAUAUUGCCACACCUGUCUCAAAGUAGAAGAGAAAAGUAGAAAAAUAGCUAAGGGAAAAAGCAUUGUUGAGAUUGUAUCCACAAAAAGUAUCGACAUGCAAUCCCAGGAAAAACGAAAACGCUCGUCUUUAUACUUUGUAGCGAGCAAGAAGCAGAGGAAAUCAAGCACCAUUGAUAAAUCAGGACAAUCUCGAAAAACGAGCAUUAACAACAGUGCAAACGUCACAUCAAGGACAACGAGAAAUAACAGGCAGUGCCAAAGGAGUAGCCUGACGAUGAUUAAAAAUAACCGUGAAUUGGCCACUGCAUUAGGUAAGGCCAGAUUACGUAUUGCAGAGCUGGAGGAUCAGGGAUUGCAAUUUAAAAAGUAUCAGCAUGAAUUAAGAGGAAAAUGCGUGAUGUUGAAUAACCAGCUACAGAAAAUUAAGGAAGAAAACAGCUCAAAGCAGGCUAUUGACCUUAACACUUUAAAGGGUGAAUGCCAAUCAUUGCGUUUGAGUAUCCAAAGAGCAACGGAAAAAUUGCUGGAGUCGACAGUUUUUCUUGGCGAAAUAGAUGAGUCGAUUGAUAAAAUGUUCCGUUUACUAAAUGGCGAGAGUCAAAAUUGCCCUGACGUGUGUAGGUAAGUGAUACGGUUUUAUAAGAUUGCCCACCAGUCUAGCUCAGUGGCAGUGUGACGUUUUGAAAAGAAAAUGAAUCAGACCCGGCCAAAAAUGGCUUUAUCCCCCAAUUAUAAGUAAAGCUUCCAGGAGCUUUC